AUUCCUCCUCCCCAAAUUAUGAAUCACAAAAUGCGAAGCUUUUAAUCGCAACUGUCUUUUUAAAACGACAGUUAUCCGCAUGCGCAGUGUGAAUUUGCACCGUCUAAGGACUCCAUUUCCCAGCAUGCUUUGCGGCAGAGGCGGUCGCGUGCCUGUGGUGCUGAAACUGCUCGUGCUUCCUUCAGUUGUUGCUACGACACAUCCCCGGGAGCAUCCCUGCGCUCGCUCGCAACCGAACCAGCUUUGUUCGGCCAAUUUCUACAAUGUCACCGCCGCUCGCCGUCGCUUUUACUUCUAAAUAACCUUUUGACAUUAGUCCAACUUCUGCAAGGCGGUUCAUUUUCUCGAGGCACGACGUAGACGAGAAGUAUCCGAACCGCAUCCUUUAUGCACAGCACGCUGCUCCAGUCCUCCGAGCACCAUGGUCCGCUCCAGCCCCGCUCACUAGGCAGCAUGGAAGCCAAGCAACACCCGAUAAAGAGCCUUAAAAGCUACCCGGAGACCGGCGGCCGGAGUCUGGCAGCUGCUGCCGGUGGCGGAGGAGGCGGCGGCGGCGGAGGAGGAGCAGGAGACGGAGGAGGGGGCGGCGGGUGUCGUGUCGGCGUCUCAGCCGAAACUGAGAUGGAGACGAAGAUCCAGAAAGCUGUCGACUUCAAGGCGGAGGGCCACCGCUGCUACAAGGAGAAGAAAUUCCGCGAGGCCAUCGGCAAGUACCACCGAGCGCUCCUGCAGCUCAAAGGGGUGCACGUCGCCGACGGGACGACCGGCGGUUCCGAGGUCAACCUGCUGACUCAACAAGCCGCCGCCAAGCUCACAGAGGAGCAGCGGAGAGCUGUGGAGAGCACCGAGAUCGAGUGCUACGACAGCCUUACAGCAUGUUUGUUGCAGUCUGAGCUGGUUAACUACGAGCGAGUGAAGGAGUACUGUCUGAAGGUACUGAGCCACCAGAGGGACCACUUUAAGGCCAUGUACCGCGCCGGCAUUGCCUUCUACCACCUGGGGGACUACGAACGUGCCCUGCGUUACCUGCGGGAUGCCAAGAAUCGCGAGCCUGCAGAUACCAACGUGCUGCGCUACAUCCAGCUGACAGAGAUGAAGAUAAGCAAGAGCGGCCAGCGGGAACGGGAGCUCGGCAAAGAGACGCACGGCUGAUCUGACCCCCUCCCUCUUUGGAAUCCUGCACCGACCCCCCCCCCCCCCCCCUCUCCAUAUUCGCCAUACUCUCAUGGACAGCAGUUG
Molecule: messenger RNA, 1239 nt
Organism: Syngnathus typhle (broad-nosed pipefish)
Lineage: Eukaryota; Metazoa; Chordata; Actinopteri; Syngnathiformes; Syngnathidae
Gene: ttc9b
Product: tetratricopeptide repeat domain 9B
Exons: 3
Coding region: 388-1152 (254 amino acids)
Molecular function (GO): protein binding
Source: RefSeq, a predicted model, not a curated record